AUGGAUAGUUUAAAAAAUGAAGAUAGUUCCAUUAGAGUAGAAAAUUUAACUAGAGGUUAUGGUGACUUUAAAGUAUUGGAUAAUAUAAAUUUUAGUAUAGAAGAGGGAAGUGUUUGUGCACUAAUAGGUGCAUCAGGAUCAGGUAAAACUACAAUUAUUAAAACACUAUUGGGAAGAUUGUACCCUGAUGGAGGUAGAGUAUUAAUUUUUGGAAAAGAACCGUAUAGCUCUCCAGACUUUGACUACCCAGGUUCUUUAGUUGGGUAUGCUCCUCAAGAGUGUGCACUUUAUUUAGAGCUUACCAUAGGAGAAACAUUGGAUUUUUUUGGAAAUAUUCAUUGUAUGGAUAAAGAGUUGUAUAAAAAAAAAAGAGAUUCAAUUAUUACAUUACUAGGGUUACCAGAUAAAAAUCGAAUUGUAAACACUUUAAGUGGUGGCCAAAAAAGAAGGGUUUCAUUAGCAGUUGCUUUUUUACAUGACCCCAAAAUCUUAUAUUUAGAUGAACCAACAGUUGGUAUUGAUCCUUUAAUUUCAAAGAGGAUUUGGGAGCAUUUAAACCAUUUAUCUAAAAAUCAAAAUGUAACAAUAUUAAUAACCACACAUUAUAUUGAGGAAGCAAGACAGGCAGAUAGUAUUUUAUUGUUAAGGGAUGGCGCCAUUAUUGAGAAGGGUAGCCCAGGUGAAUUACUUACAAAAUAUAAGUGUACAUUUUUAGAGGAGGUUUACUUUAAAGUAUGUGGAGCAAUUUCACCAAUAGAUCAAAUAGAGGUUCAAACUUUAGAUGGAGGUGUUAUUGAAAAAAAUAAGGUCGUAGUUGGAGACAACAACAAUUCAUUAUUGAUGAAUAGUGGCCUACAAGAAAUUACAAUGAGCAGGAAUAAUAAUACAGCAACCGAAUCAAAAAACCAGAAAAAAGUUACGAGGUUAGAUAUAAUUAAAAAGAAAUUUUCUCAUUCAUAUGCUGUUUUUAAAAGAGCUUUACUAUCUGUUCGUAGGGUAAAGUUAUUGUUGGUACUUUUAAUAGUUUCACCCACUCUUCUAUGUAUUUUAUUUUUUAUCACAAUAGGAAGUGUACCUCAUAGUGUACCCUUUGGUUUUAUUAAUCACGAUAGUGGGACCUUUGGCAAGAUGCUCAUCGAAGAGCUUAGUAGGGGACCAACAUUUAAUAUGCACAAUUUGACACAGAUAGAUACUGCUAUUGGGGAUAUAAGAAAUAGUAAAUUAUGUGGUUUUAUCGAGAUUCCAAAAAACUUUUCAGAUGGUGUUAUCAAUAGAUACUUCAAUCCAUCGGAUGUAUCUUUACCUAAUUCAGAAGUUAUUCCUUAUUUAGAUGAAUCAAAUCAACAGAUCACAGUUUUAAUUAUGCAAUCUCUGCAAAAUGCUUUUAUAAAAUUAUCAAAUGAUUCCGGUGUUAAAAUAUAUCCAAUUACAGAAACAGUACAAGUUUUCGAUGGAAAUUCUGAUUUUACAUGGUUUUUAGGUCCUGCAAUAAUACCAGCAAUUAUAUUUGUUCAUGCAAUGGUAUAUAUGGAAAUUCAAUUAAUUAAAGAAAGAAAUAAUGGGUGUAUGGACAGAUUAUUCAGCUAUGGAGUAUCAGCAGGUUCAAAUAUUGUUGGAUAUAUUAUGUGUAAUUGUGUAAUAUUAUUUAUUCAAAACUCAGUCAUUUUGUUGUUAGGUCACUUUGCUUUCAAUGUACCUGUUAGAGGUAAUAUUGUAUUGGUAUAUUUAAUACUCUAUAUGAUAGAAACUAUUGGUGUGGAGUAUGGUAUAUUAUUUAGUAUAUUUUGUGAAGAAGAGGUGGAUGGAGUUCAAAUUUCAUUAGGGGUGUUUUUUACAUUGUUUUUUGUAUCUGGUACUAUUUGGCCUUUGGAGGCAAUACCCUCAUGGUUUACAUGGGCAACAUAUAUAAUGCCCACGACCUGGGCUUGGAAAGCAUUAAGAGCUGUAAUGAUCAAAGAUUUACCUUUCUCUCAUAUAGAUAUUUGGAGACCAUUUGUAAUUAUAUUUGCCGCCCUUAUUCUCUGGUUUUUUGUAAUUAUUCAUUUGGUUAAAUUAAGACAAAAAAAUAGUCGUUUUAAAUUCAAUAUUAAAAAUCUAAUGAAUAAAAUAAAAAAAUAGUUUAUAUAAUGUAUAUUUUAUUU
Messenger RNA from Dictyostelium purpureum, 2141 nucleotides. RefSeq lists its product as uncharacterized. The record is from RefSeq and is a predicted model, not a curated record. The transcript is spliced from 6 exons. Gene Ontology annotation, cellular component: membrane. Lineage: Eukaryota; Evosea; Eumycetozoa; Dictyosteliales; Dictyosteliaceae. Gene Ontology annotation, molecular function: ATP binding; ABC-type transporter activity; ATP hydrolysis activity. The coding region runs from base 1 to 2118 and encodes 705 amino acids.